AAAACCAUAUUCUCUCUCUUUCUCUCUCUCUCUCUCUCUCCUCUCCUCUUUCUCUCUCUCUCUCUCGCUUGCUCGGUCGUUCCGAAAGCUCAUAGCUCAGUCCCUAGCCUUGAAUCGGUGAGGUUUGGUUAAACGUUGCCAGCUGAUAAGGUUUCUUGGUGAAGCAGUUCGGUUACGUAGUUCUUGUUUGGCUGGUGAGAAAGUUCUAGCGCUUUUCCAGAUUGAGCCAACACGUCAAGAAAUUUCCAGUCUUUUAGGGCCCGGAUCCGAGAGCGAUGCCCAUGGCGCCAUCGCCGGUCGAACAGACUGGCGAUUCGGGUCCGGGGGAGUCGCAGAGAUCUCUUCCGACUCCGUUCCUAAUCAAGACCUACCAACUGGUUGACGACCCCACCGUCGACGACCUCAUUUCCUGGAACGACGACGGAUCGACCUUCAUCGUCUGGCGCCCCGCUGAGUUCGCUCGCGAUUUGCUUCCGAAGUACUUCAAGCACAACAACUUCUCUAGCUUCGUUCGCCAGCUCAACACUUACGGAUUUCGGAAAGUCGUGCCGGAUCGGUGGGAAUUCGCGAACGAUUGCUUUCGGAGAGGCGAGAAAGGGCUCCUCCGCGACAUACAGCGCCGGAAGAUCUCGCCGGUUGCGGCGUCUCCCACCGUUCAGGGUGUGACGGUGGCGGCACCUGCGCAUGCGGUGGCAGCACCGGCGCAUGCGGUGGCGUUCGCGGUUUCUCCGGCGAACUCCGGAGACGAGCAGGUGAUUUCGUCGAACUCGUCGCCGGUGAUAGCGGUGCACCGGAGCACGAGCUACGCCACGGCGCCGGGGCUUCUGGAGGAGAACGAGCGGCUGAGGAAGGAGAACUCGCAGCUGAGCCUCGAGUUAACCCAGCUGAGAGGCCUAUGCAAUAACAUACUCGGUCUGAUGACAAACUACGCGUCCGGUCAAUUAGACGGUACAGGAGCUUCCGUACCGGAGGGAAAGCCUUUCGAGCUUUUGCCAGCUAAGCAGGUGGUAACAGUUGCAGAGGACCGUGGGGCCCACCGGGCGGAGGAGGAUGACGACGACGACGAAGACGAAGAUCAGGACGACGAAACGACGACGCCGCGGCUCUUUGGUGUUUCAAUCGGGGUUAAGCGCGUAAGGACGGACGAGGAGGAAGGGCAGAAUAGGGAAACCAGGGAAAAUUCUCAAGAAAAAGAGUCCGGAUCAGAAGUGAAAUCAGAGCCGUUGGAUAGGAACUCUGAACAUCAGGAACCGCGCUGGCUGGAGCUUGGGAAAUGACGACGAUGAGCUCUGAUGUGAUCUGAUCUCAUUUCGAUGGUUUCCACGACCACGAGGGAACGAGCGGAUAACUCGUGGCUCACGUGAUGGCAAACUGUCACGUGACUCGAUGUUGUUGUAAAAAUAUGUAGAAGAAGCAACUCUGAACCGUUUGUAAAGCCUUCGUGGUGUGGAGAGUUUACUGUGACAGGUCGUUGUUGCUUGAGCACGCAACGCAGCCGUGGAAAAAGUAGCCCGACGGGAUUGGGAAAGGGCGCUGCGCGGACAGAUGGGGAAAGGGGGUGACUGCAGAGAGUACAAAAGUUUUGUGAAUUGUCAAGGUUUGGGUACUGAAUAUAAAAUAUAGACCAGCUAUCUAAUGGAAGAUAAAAAGUGGUAGGUAGGAUCCUUUUGCUUGAGCCUCUUUUAGCCUAACGAAAGCUUUCUCAUUUAUUUGGUCCUAAAUCCCCUGAUGUAGAUCGGUGGUGGUUGAUGUUUUUCUUUUCCUUCUUGGUUAUAAAUUAUAUUUAUAAUUAAUUGUAGGUACGGAAACGUUCUUAAUAAUCGGAAACGUCUGCUUAGGCAA
Molecule: messenger RNA, 1842 nt
Organism: Corylus avellana
Lineage: Eukaryota; Viridiplantae; Streptophyta; Magnoliopsida; Fagales; Betulaceae
Gene: AT-HSFB2B
Product: winged-helix DNA-binding transcription factor family protein
Biological process (GO): regulation of transcription by RNA polymerase II
Cellular component (GO): nucleus
Molecular function (GO): RNA polymerase II cis-regulatory region sequence-specific DNA binding; DNA-binding transcription factor activity
Source: RefSeq, a predicted model, not a curated record